UGGUUCAUAAGCGGCAACGUAUUCCGUAUUUUGGGGUUUUGCUAAUAAGCAGACGAAAAAAUAGCUGAUGUCAAAGCAAACCUAAAUAGCACAUGUAACUCAAAUGUGUUAAAUAACACGUGUUUUGAACGGCACGAUAUGUUGACAACUAUUGAGUAUUACAGUAUUCCUACCGGUUCAACCUUAUCUGACAUGUGAUAGCCUCGGCCUACAGUAUCUAGUAUCGAUAGUGAAACAAGUUUUCAUAGCCCUUUUCAUAGCAGUGCCACCAGUUGAUGAGAUAAGGCUGUGCUGUCGCCACGUGGGAACAUGGAGGUCCUGACCAUCGUAGAAGUUGUUACUCAGAUUGUUACAUAUCUUAUGUUUGCUAGUGGAAUACCACCGUGCUUACAUAUGUACAGAACCAAAAGUACCAAGAAUGUGCCUUUCACUUUUUUUGCCCUUGGAGUAGUUAAUGGAUUUACAGGUCUGCUGUAUGGUUACUUAUCAAAUCUGCCACCAUUGAUCUAUGUAAACGCUGUCGGUUUGACCCUCAAUUGUAUCUAUGUGCUGACGUACCUAGCUGUCUGUCAGUCAAAGGGUAGUACUAUAGCCCAGCUGGUAUCACUGUGCAGUCCACUGGUGCUAUACUACAAGUACAUAACCUCCCAAGGAAACAGCGAACCAGUCGUACUUGAUCAACUUGGAGCCUUCAUGUUCUUUGUGACAGUCUGCUUGAUGCUGUCUACCUUCCUUGAAGUAAUCCAGUGUGUACAGGAGAAGAGUGUGGAUGGUCUGUCAAGAUCCAUGCUGUAUGUUGGUCUGUCCUGUUGUCUGUGCUGGCUCAUCUAUGGAUUCAUGCUUGAGGACUUCUACAUCUAUGCACCAAAUGUGAUUGGUAUUGCUGCUAGUAUUUGGAAAAUUUUCCUGAUUUUCAUUUAUGGAGGAAAAUCUAAGAAGAUCGACUGACCAUAUUGAUUUCUCCCAAUCAUACUCAGACAGGCAGUGGUCUUUAUUCUCCUGUUAAGAUACUAUUCCAGGAAUAUUUUAUAAGUAUGUACAUGUAUAUCUAUAGAGAAAGAAAAUGUUUAUGUUUCUUGUCUGACCUAUAUGAUAUUUUCCCAAGUGCCUCUAUUAAGAUUUGACGCCCCCAUACAUACUGAAACAUGCAGUACUCAUGAUGACAUUUGAAACAUGGUCACCAGGCAGACACCUUUUGUUCGACAGUUGAAGAUUGUUAAUCAAUAUUUCUCAGAAAGUAAAUUUAAAUACAGAUCUUUCUCAAAUUUCAUCAGUAGGUUAAUUCUGUUCUCUAGUGUUGCGUACGGUAUGUUUCAUUUUGAGUUAAAACUGCUUGAUUAGAAGAAAAUAUUACCACUAGAAAUCAGAAAUCCCUAUUUUCUAUAUUUUGCGUAUUGCAGAGUUAUCUUCUUUUGUGAGCAGGUAUUGAUUAUUACGUCAUUUGA
Mizuhopecten yessoensis (Yesso scallop) is the source of this 1445-nucleotide messenger RNA. Its product is annotated as sugar transporter SWEET1-like. The record is from RefSeq and is a predicted model, not a curated record. Gene Ontology annotation, cellular component: membrane. Gene Ontology annotation, biological process: carbohydrate transport. The transcript is spliced from 6 exons. Lineage: Eukaryota; Metazoa; Mollusca; Bivalvia; Pectinida; Pectinidae. Bases 310 to 948 code for a protein of 212 amino acids. Gene Ontology annotation, molecular function: sugar transmembrane transporter activity.